Messenger RNA from Trichoderma gamsii, 912 nucleotides. RefSeq lists its product as hypothetical. The record is from RefSeq and is a predicted model, not a curated record. NCBI's taxonomy places the organism in Eukaryota, Fungi, Ascomycota, Sordariomycetes, Hypocreales, Hypocreaceae. The transcript has a single exon. The coding region runs from base 1 to 912 and encodes 303 amino acids. Gene Ontology annotation, molecular function: catalytic activity.
AUGAUUGACGACAAUGAGACUUUUGAUGGAACUUUUCCAUUUAAGCCGCACUUUUCAGUAGCUCCAGGGUUUAGGAUGCACUAUGUUGAUGAAGGACAAGGCCCAACAAUUGUGUGCUUGCACGGAGAGCCGACAUCUUCUUACUUAUACAGGGAGGUCAUCCCAAUAUUAUCACAGAACUACAGAGUUAUUGUACCCGAUUUUAUGGGGUUUGGCAAAAGCGAGACUCCAAAUGUUGAGUACACGGCGAAGAGACACACAGACAACCUGGAGAUUCUCGUCAACGAACUUGAUCUGCACGACAUUACUCUUGUCGUACACGACUGGGGUGGCCAGAUUGGCGGAGCCUUGGCGAUUAGACAACCGCACUUGAUUCGCCGUAUUGUGGUCAUGAACACGAUGCUGUCGAUGGGAGAGCCUCCAGAAGACGAAUGCUUUGAGAAAAAUGGAAAGGAAUCAGCUUGGUUUGGCUGGGCGGAUCGAGCAAUGGCUGAUGGGACUUUCGAAGCAGUACUUCGCAAUGCUGGCAUUACUAUUGUGUCAAUGAUGAAAUUGCUCCAAGGGUACGAGCGAAAAGAAGCUACGGAAGCGUUUUUCCGUGCUUAUUCGCUGCCUUUCGCAACACCAGAUGAAUGCCAUGGUGUCGUUGCUUUUCCGAAGAGCAUUGUUACAGGAAGCUUCAAGCCAGAGAAAGGAAGUGCUGAAUCAGUUGCCGCCGUCAAGUCCAAGCCAGUAAUGAUGAUUUACGGCAUGAAGGACAAGGUUCUGCUGGCAAAAUACUUUAUUCCAGUCUUCAAAGCCGCGUUUCCGGAUGCCCCCAUUCAUCGUCUAGAGAAUGCAAGCCAUUUCCUGCUAGAGGAUGCACCAGAGGAAAUUGCAGAGCUAAUUCUUUCCUUCAUCAAGAACACAUAG